GUGCAUUUCAGACACCGCCCAGCGGCUCCAAAAUCUGGUAAGGCUGCCCUAGGAAGCCACAGUUAUGACUGAUGUGACUCAAGUAAGAGAGGAGAGCGAUGAUUUGCAUCAACAGAGCUUCAAAGAUGAGAAAAAUCAAGGCAAGAAUUUUCUUCUUUAUUGGAGCCCUUGGUCUGCUGGCUUUCCCUUUCUUUAUGUACUCUGAUCAUCAGAAAACUCUCCAGAAGAACACUGCUGAGAAUAACAGACAAAAAAAGACACCAAUCAAAAACAUCUCUUACAUACACUCUUGGGAAAAAUGCCAGCAAAAUCUGACUGCAGCCAACAUCACAGGCUUCUCAAAUCUUCCUCAGAAUAUCAAAGACUUUCUCUUCUAUUGUCACUGUCGACAUUUCCCCAUGCUGCUGGAUCUCCCUGAUAAAUGUGGAGGAGCUGAGAAAUCGGGAGACGUUUUCCUUCUGCUGGUCAUCAAGAGCUCCCCGGCCAACUACGAACGGCGGGAGGUGCUGCGGAAAACAUGGGGUAAAGAGAGGUUAUACAACGGCAUGUCGAUUCGAAGGAUUUUCAUUUCCGGAGUUUCAGGUGACAGUUAUGAAAAAGAAAGACUGAACAAUCUCCUGAAACUGGAGCAACAGGAGCACAAAGAUGUCCUCCAGUGGGACUUCAGUGACACGUUUUACAACCUCACUUUGAAGCAAAUACUGUUCCUGGAAUGGAUGGAAAGAAACUGUCCGAAUGCUCGCUUCCUCCUGAAUGGGGACGACGAUGUGUUUGCCCACACAAACAACAUGGUUGUGUAUCUGCAAAGCCUCAAGGAAAAUAACGGGAGCAGGCAUCUCUUCACUGGUCAUCUGAUCCAGAAUGUGGGGCCCAUCAGAGCAGCAGGGAGCAAAUAUUUUAUCCCAGUUCAAGUUCAGAAAUCAGACACAUACCCUCCGUAUUGUGGCGGAGGGGGCUUCCUUCUGUCAGGAUACACAGCAAUGCUUAUAUACCGCAUGUCCAAAUCCAUACCAGUUCUUCCCAUCGAUGAUGUUUACAUGGGGAUGUGUCUGGCCAAAGCCGGACUUGGCCCGUCCUCACACAUGGGUGUGAAGACAGCGGGGCUGCACAUUCCCUCCAACAAAGUAGACAACUUCAGUCCGUGCUUCUAUAAAGACGUUUUGCUGGUGCACAGAUUCCUCCCAGCUCAGAUGUACCUGAUGUGGCACAGCACACAGAACCCAAAACUAAAAUGUGAUGACGCUUAGAAAAGACAUAACGCAACUGAACAAUGUCUCAUUUAAGAGGAUGGAGCUUAUUAACUGUACACCACCUCAAGUGACCACACAUGUGAACAGAAAUUUGCAUGGACAGAAACAUUACACUGCCACUUACUAGUGGAUCAUUUCUAUCCAUGUGUCAGGUGGAUUUAAAAUAUUGUUUUUUCUUCUUUCCUAAUGAAUGUUAUUUCAGAAGAUUCUGGACAAGUUUCUCAGGGGUUGCUUUGCAGGUUCUAUGCACUUUUUUUUUUCGUAACCAUUAACGUCUUAGAGGAUAUUUACUGGAUUUAAACUUCCAAGCUUUUCACCAGGCCAGUUUUUCCACUCGCAUGUUGCAGCUGAUAUUGAUUUAUUUAUUUGUAGAGUUAUAGUUAACUAACUGAACAUUAUUGGUUGAGUUGAAAGAAAAGGUGCGAGCACAAUACUUAUACCUACCUCUUUGUGAGUUCAAGGAGUAAGGGCUAAAAAGUAUUUCAAAGAGCAGGCCGUCAAUCUCAAACUGAACAUCAUGCAGGGUCAACAGGAAGGUGGGGGAGUGUUUGCAUGUGUGAAAAAGGAAUAACAGCAGCAUGUUGAAGUCAGAACAUGCAUUUUCACACAAAGGUAAAAAAUAAAAAAAAGAAUAAUACACUGCAUAGUAAAGACAAGUGCACACUAUAAGAAUUAUAAUACUAUGCAAAUAUUUAAAAAAAUACUCAGAUUAAAUCUAAUGUGAAGUUGAGUGAGUUAAUUUAGAGAAGAUAAAUGCUCAAGAUGCAUUUAAAUAUAUAUGUGCAUAAGAAUUAAUGGAUUAUUUACAAAACAUAAUCAGUUGCAAACAAAAAAGGUUAGACUAGUAAAGAAAACAUGCGGGCCGCAUAUUUCCGCAUGAGAUCCGCAUGAGAUAUCCUUGGCACAAAACAUUAAAUGAGCUUGUGAUUUGUAGAAGACUUUUGCUUAUGUAAGUUACACAUUAAAAGUUUUUAAAUCUUUUUCAAUUAUCUAAAUUUUUUAAGUCUCAAAAAUGUGAAAUUUUAGCAGCAGUGUGUAAGUUCUGGAUAACAAAUGAAUUGACUUGAAAAAUGAAAAACAUUUCCUUGAAAAUGGUCCGCAAAAAAUACAGAAAAUAUAAUAUAAAGCAGGUUGAUUCAAUAUUGAUAAAUA
This is a messenger RNA of Xiphophorus hellerii (green swordtail), 2402 nucleotides long. RefSeq names its product N-acetyllactosaminide beta-1,3-N-acetylglucosaminyltransferase 3-like. Bases 99 to 1247 code for a protein of 382 amino acids. Gene Ontology annotation, cellular component: Golgi membrane. The record is from RefSeq and is a predicted model, not a curated record. The transcript is spliced from 2 exons. Gene Ontology annotation, biological process: poly-N-acetyllactosamine biosynthetic process; protein O-linked glycosylation. Lineage: Eukaryota; Metazoa; Chordata; Actinopteri; Cyprinodontiformes; Poeciliidae. Gene Ontology annotation, molecular function: UDP-glycosyltransferase activity; hexosyltransferase activity.